Messenger RNA from Anastrepha obliqua, 924 nucleotides. It is a transcript of the gene bisc, whose product is annotated as TM2 domain-containing protein CG10795. The record is from RefSeq and is a predicted model, not a curated record. NCBI's taxonomy places the organism in Eukaryota, Metazoa, Arthropoda, Insecta, Diptera, Tephritidae. The transcript has 3 exons. The coding region runs from base 266 to 811 and encodes 181 amino acids.
CAAUACUUUUGGUAUGCAAUAUUUUUUAUAGAAGCUCGGCUUAUAUUGGAAACAAAUUUUGUGCGUGUUUUUUCUCUGGCUUUGUUUCAUAUGCAUAACAACAAUGCUGUAUACAAUCAACACAUUUCCAGAAAGUUGUUUGAUAGCCACUGUAAACAAAUUGACUAGUCAGCUGUUUUCAUUUUCAUAAAUAUGUUAUUGAAAUCCUUAAGCAAGCGUGAAUCUGAAUUUAUCGUUUUCAAGAAUAACAAAGCAAGCACAUUUAAUGGUAGUAAUGGAACGCAUUAGUGUACUAAUAUUAAUCAUAUUUAGUGUUCAAAUAACACAGCAAGUUGAUUAUGAUUGCAACGAUUUGUUAAUGGGACAAUAUCUUUGUCCGGAUCCAACCAAAAAACAAAUUGAUCCCAAAACACAACAGUUUUACGGCUGCACAAAGGAAAACAAAGCUCGUGUGUGGUGUGUAGCUGUCGAUGGUAUCAACUGCACGGAAACUGGUAACAAUACUUUCACUCGGGAAUUACCCUGCAAGUGGACUAACGGAUAUCAUCUUGAUACCACUUUGCUGCUUUCCGUUUUUCUGGGAAUGUUUGGCGUCGACCGCUUCUACUUAGGUUAUCCUGGCAUUGGUUUGAUAAAGUUCUGCACACUUGGCGGCAUGUUCCUCGGCCAACUUGUUGAUAUUGUACUCAUAGCUACACAAGUUGUUGGACCGGCCGAUGGCUCAGCAUACGUUAUACCCUACUAUGGCGCGGGCGUAACAAUUGUGCGUAGUGAUAACUCAACAUAUCGGUUGCCACGGGAUGACUGGUGAAACGGAUAUAAACAAUCGUCAAUAAGCGUUUAUAUCAUAUGAGCCAAAAAACAAAAAAAAAAAGUCGGAUAAGUCCAAGAAAUGAUAUUUGAAUGAAAGCAAAAAAAAAAAAA